GAUUUGGAGAAUGCCUGCGCCGGUCCUAUUCUUUUUUCCUGGGGUUUCUGGAUUUUAGUCUUUUAAGUGGAUCCUCCCGUCGGAUUACUAGAAUCCUGCGCUCACUGCAUGCACACAGUUUCAAUUAAAGGGGGGGUGGGGGUACAAGGAGGGUCUCCAAAUGCGCGAAUCCUUCCCAGUGUGUCUUUCUUGUCUUUCUGUGGCUCCCUGGCCCUUCCGCCCCUGCUCCCCAUCCCGAGCCCCGCAUUCGCUUUGCGCCUGCUGCGCUUGAACUUGUUUCUGGUGGAGCGGAAGGCGCGAGCUGCGGACCCUCACGCAGAGAUUUGUUGGUGUUAACGCAUCUGACAUCAACUAUUCAGCAGGCCGCUAUGACCCCUCAGUUAAGCCUCCCUUUGACAUAGGUUUCGAAGGCAUUGGGGAGGUGGUGGCCCUAGGCCUCUCUGCUAGUGCCAGAUACACAGUUGGCCAAGCUGUGGCUUACAUGGCACCUGGUUCUUUUGCUGAGUACACAGUUGUGCCUGCCAGCAUUGCAACUCCAGUGCCCUCAGUGAAACCCGAGUAUCUUACCCUGCUGGUAAGUGGCACCACCGCAUACAUCAGCCUGAAAGAGCUCGGAGGACUGUCGGAAGGGAAAAAAGUUUUGGUGACAGCAGCAGCUGGGGGAACGGGCCAGUUUGCCAUGCAGCUUUCAAAGAAGGCAAAGUGCCAUGUAAUUGGAACCUGCUCUUCUGAUGAAAAGUCUGCUUUUCUGAAAUCUCUUGGCUGUGAUCGUCCUAUCAACUAUAAAACUGAACCCGUAGGUACCGUCCUUAAGCAGGAGUACCCUGAAGGUGUCGAUGUGGUCUAUGAAUCUGUUGGGGGAGCCAUGUUUGACUUGGCUGUAGACGCCCUGGCUACGAAAGGGCGCUUGAUAGUAAUAGGGUUUAUCUCUGGCUACCAAACUCCUACUGGCCUUUCGCCUGUGAAAGCAGGAACAUUGCCAGCCAAACUGCUCAAGAAAUCUGCCAGCGUACAGGGCUUCUUCCUGAACCAUUACCUUUCUAAGUAUCAAGCAGCCAUGAGCCACUUGCUCGAGAUGUGUGUGAGCGGAGACCUGGUUUGUGAGGUGGACCUUGGAGAUCUGUCUCCAGAGGGCAGGUUUACUGGCCUGGAGUCCAUAUUCCGUGCUGUCAAUUAUAUGUACAUGGGAAAAAACACUGGAAAAAUUGUAGUUGAAUUACCUCACUCUGUCAACAGUAAGCUGUAAAAACAGAACAAUGACAUAAAUCAAGGGAGAAAGAAAAUGGGCACUUUAUGUCUCAGAAUUACUCAAAUCAAUUUAUUUUUAGUUGGUAAUGGAUAUAAUAUUUCUUAAAACAAAAGUAAGGUGUUAAUGAAUAGGUCUCUCCUUCUCCUCCUCCUCCUCCUCUUCCCUUGGGGGAAAAAAAAAAAUGUGCUAAUAAAACUUCCCUCCAUGGCUAAGAGGGAAAACGCUUACAUUCAAUUCUUUAGUCAUGGAUGGUCUCGUUCCAGAUGUUAUUGUUCCAGGGAACUAAAUUCAUUCCUGAUGCCAGAUCUGAUCGAGUCAGUAUGUCUUCAGCUUGAUCAGAUUUUAAAAUCAGUUUUGAAAGUGGUUCCCGACUUCUUUGCUUUGGGAGAAUUUGGUCUUAUGCUCAUAAGCAGUUCAUGAGUGACAAGUGUAGCAAAAGCCAGCCAUAUAUUUUCAGAAUCUAUAUCCUCAGGAAAUGGUCCUUUUUUUUUCUAUAAAUCACCAACCAACUAUCUAAAUGGACAUUUGGGGGAAUUCCCUCCCAAAUUUGAUUUUGUUAUUAGAAAAAUGAUUCCGUGAACACAGAUGUGUUUUGAAGAAGUAGCACGUAAUGGCUUUUAUCUACCAUCAACCUGAUAAGGCACAUGUGAAAUGGAAAUGUUCUCUUUCCUCUGAAGCAGCAAAUUAAUGUUGAAAACUUACAUAGACAGAAAGUAGGUUUUGGAAAGGGAAACCACAGAGAUUAGGGGGACUUAAAAUUAAUAUAGGCACAGGAAAGAGAAAAGUGUGCGCUCCAUUCUCAGUGGGGGUUCACCACAAAACACGGGCCCCAGGAGGGAAGCGCUGUCUAGGCACACGGCAAGGCCUUAGUAACAGCAUGCUACACUGCUCGAGGUACGGUAUGUCCCAUCGCCCUGUGCACCGUAGAGACCUCAGUCAUCUCAAGGAAGAAUACAUUUGCUUCUCCUUAGAGGCGUUCGAACUAGAAGCUAUGCGUUACCUCUGAUUCUGGAAACAGAAUAGCAGCCACUCAUUCUGCAUUCCCAUUUUUCUCUCCACGUGUUCUGGUGGAAUGAGAUGCUCCUUGGCACUAUAGCCUGAUGUCCCACAUUGACCCACUGACCACACAGGAAAAGCAGCGAAACCUGCACCCUCUCUUCUGAGUCACGCCUGUGGCUCAUCGGCUUCCCUCUUAACCUUUAGUGCCCUGAAGACUGCUGCCGCUGUCACCGUUGCGCUGAAACCCCAUGGGCCCGUUCUGAUUGAAGGUGAAGCCCACCAGAUUAUUUUUCAAAGUCUUAGGUUUCGGUGUAUCUAACCUGCUCAGUAAAUAUGGACGCAAUUAAAGAUGCUCUAGGAAAUUUGGGGACUGUAUUUAAUUUUUCUUUCCUUCCAUCUGAGGAGCAAGGAAAUCCUACUGCUGAAUAGCUGUUAGUAUCUAUUUUACAAGAUUUACUCAUUUUCAGGUACCUAAUGUAGCUGCUAGCAUGCAUGCACAACAAUACAAUUUAUAUGGUAAAUGGAACCAAAUAAUGGCUUCACUGAAUGUUAUGGCUGCACUGAAGGGAAAUGUCACGGUAAAUAGCUGCCAAAUUAUGGAUCAUGCCGAAGUGUCACAACUGCACUAAAGACAAAUAGCACUAGAGGCUAUUGCCACUGUGACGCUUUUGAGUUAUGAAGAAGGGUAGCGGCCUGAUGCGAGGCUCUUUGUGUCCUCAUUAUAGCAAAGGGUUACUGGUGCAGGGGACUAGGAAAAACCCGUCCAGUGUGGUGCUUAGUUAUUCAUCCAUCCCUUUCAGACCUAACAGCCACAGCCACACGGAAAGAGACUUUGCCUCACUUUUACAUUCACAAACAAACAAAGGAGGGGGGAGCAGGUUUUAUGAAUGUAACUGUGCACAGGAAAUGACUGGUAAUGGAAAAAAUGUUGUAAUAAAAUAAUCUAAUCAAAGAAUAUUAUUAAAUUUAACAUAGUCUAUGUCCAAAAGGCUUAGUUGCUUCUUAUGCAGAUAGAUGUGUGAAAUCUAAGCAGUAAUGUACUUUCUCCCUUUGUAAAGACUUGGGGAGUAAGGACAUUACCAACUAAAUUGCUUCUUCGAAACUGAAGUGAGUCCCGGUUUGUUUCAUUUUAAUGGGAGGGUAAUAAAGAUGAAAGACCAACAUUUUAACUGAUGGAUCCCUUAAGCUACAGAAUAGAAAUUUAUUGUGUUUUGAGGGAAUAUACUAAAUGCAGCUAUGUAAAAAUAAAAUUCAAACGCCCAGGAUUAAAAUAAAAUAUAAUCUGAAAACCUCAUGUUCUCUCUUUCCCCAAACUAAGAAAGUGCACUGCAUGCUGUUUUCACUUAUUCUUAGAAAACAAGCAUGAAAGAUUCCGCCCAUUCAGAUAAUGCCAAAAAUAUGUUUAAACUUUUUUUUAUUCUUUUGAAAAAUGAUUUGUAAAUUGAGGGUCAUAGUUCAGCAUCAGUUUCAUCUUCUGGGAUUAUUGUUCAAGACCAGCCUCUAAUGGGAGGUGAAACGGUACGAUGGUCUCAACACCUUUCUUCUGAACUGUAAUACAUAUCACAAAAAGUACAUCCAUAAUUCAGGGCAAUUGUCAGUCUUUUUAGAGAAGGGGCCAGGGUGGAACAAUCCCAGUGAGUAAAUUAUUUCUCAGCGUGGACUUCUCUGCAUGUCGGGCUUAAGGUCACCAGCCGGGCAGGGUGGAAGGAGCUUGCCUCUUUGAGAAACCAAGGAGUCCCAGUGAUCUGUUACCAUUUGGUUAUGACUUCUAAAGAGCCAAAUGCUAUUCCUUCAAGCCUGUUUUGCAGGCAGAAAAUACCAGCAGUGUCAUUUAGGGGUUCCUUUGAUGAUGACUACUGCUGUUAACUGACCUCAGCAUUAAAAAAAAAAAAAUUCAGGGAAUAGUUUGCAAAGAAAUGAAGGAAGUUUUGCAUGAUAUAUUCUAUAACUUGUCAUUAUAUGAUUUCAUCUGGAUGAAGUUCCUCAGGAGUAGGAUAGAGCCUCUGUAAAUGGUCAUUAGUAUUACAUUCUGUGUUUAUCUAAUGAAAGUGCAGUGACAAGUAGCUGCUUCUUAUUAAAAUGAAAAUCCUGCAUUAUGUACUUGAGGAACAUUCCAGCUAAUGAGGAUGUAAUGUCCUCAGUACAACGCAGACCUUCUUUUUGUGUUCACCACCACAAGAUGCUGGAAGCUUGACAAAUGAUAUCAUUUAAGACACAUGCCUGCCUUAGGGACCUGGUUUUUGGCUUCCUGUUUCUGGCUUUUAUUUGGGUAACGUUUAUAAUGGCCACCCGACUUGUACCUGGGUAAUGUUUUAACCCCUUCCCCAGAGUUCUCAAUUAGCAUGAAUUUACUACAGUCAGAGUUUCCUUUAAAUUGGGGUGGGGGUGCUAAGCACUGAAAAUAUCUUUCUUGAUUACUUUACCAUGUGGACAUAUGGGAUAAAUACUGUAUUUCAGAUUUACAUAAAAGUAGAUUAGUAAUGCACAGCUUUCAGAAUAAAAACUGAUAAAAAAGACCAAGCACUAUCAACUUUGGACAGUAAUUUCCUAGGUGUUAAACAAGUUUUCUGAAUACAAUCUGGAUGCAAAACGGCCUGAUUUGAUGAAUUCAUAAUUUUCUUCUGUAUACUUUCAUUUUAUUAAAUAUUUUAUUACUUGGUUAAACACAAGAAUUAUCUAUGUAAACUUCAUGGGCUUUUUUGUUGAAAGUUAGAUGUUCAGUAACUAAUUUCCCAGUUAUGGCCCAGAAUUAAACAUUUAUGAUCAUAUUUCAGAAGUCAAAAUACAAAACUGGAUUAUCAAAACGGUUGGUGUGGUCACUUUAAACUGGACUAUCAGUAUGGUUGCCGUGGUCACUUUAAGCGGGAUUAUCAGUACGGUUGGUGUGGUCACUUUGGUUUAUCAUCAAUACAGUUGGUGUGGUCACUUUAAACUGGAUUACCAAUAUGGUUGGUGUGGUCGCUUUAAAGUUUGUUUUCAUUUUUUUUCUAUUUUUAAUUCUUACGGGUAUAUAGAAGGUGUAUAUAUUUAUGGGGUACAUGAGAUGUCUUGAAACAGGCAUGCAAUGUGAAAUAAAUAAGCACAUCAUGGAGAAUGGGGUGUCUACCUCCUCAAGCAUUUAUCCAUUGAGUUGCAAACAAUCCAGCUACACUCAGUUAUUUAAAAAUGUACAGUUAUUAUUGCUUAUAGUCACCCUGUUUGCUAUCAAAUAGUAGGUCUUACUCUAUUUUUUUCAUUUUAAACUUUGAAUUUUAUUUUUCCUAGGCUUAUAGCAUCAUGCUAUCCCCCUUGUAAAAGGAGGAAUGCUUGGCAUGAGAACCUUACUGCUGUUACCAUGAACAAACUAUGGAAUGUUGGCAAAAGAAAAAAAAAAGUUACACAAAACACACAAAUAACAUUUUAAUAAUAUGUAUCAGAUCAAGUGAUUCUUAGUAGUAGUUGAUAUUCACAGGAAGUCAAAAAAGGACCUAUUUCAAUUAUGUCUGCUUGAAUCCUGUUUAAUUGUUUCCCUGGCUGAGUAGCUAGUGUGACACAGCAGCAAGACUAAAGGGGCUCUGUGGUCCACAUUGUCCUCGAGUCUAUUCUUGCCCAUUAUAGACCUGCCCAUUGGUGCUCACUCACUGCAUCCCAGGAGGCUUGACUGUCCUCAGGAAGCAUGUUGGGGUGCCCUUAAGGGUAAGUAUCCCGGGGAGCACAGUUUGGAGAAAACCAAUACGUCUUCAUGUAUGUUGAGAAGCGCUGGGCCAAAGUACAGACUUUUUUUUUUUUUUUUUUUUUUUUUGGGACAAGACCUCGGCUCUGUCACCCAGGCUGGAGUGCAGUGGUGCAAUCAUGGUUGAUUGCAACCUCAACCUCCCUGGUUCAAGCCAUCCUCCCACCUCAGUCUCCUGAGUAGCUGGGACUACAGGUGCACAUCACCAUGCCCGGCUAAUUUUUUUGUAUUUUUUUACUAGAGAUGAGGUUCUACUAUGUAGCCCAGGCUGCUCUGGAACUCCUGGGCUCAAGCAAUCCUCCCACCUCGGCCUCCCAAAGUGCUGGGAUUGCAGGCAUGAGCCACCAUACUGGCCUAAGUGCAGAAAUUUGAACAUGUGCCUCCACCCCAAGCCAAAAUUUCCCUUGAGGAGCACUAUCUAUCUGAUGAUGUCUUUGAAACGGUAUGAAAUUAAAAUAAUUAAAACAUCCUGCACAUAGGUGGUAGCAUCUAAUAUGAAAGAUGGAUUUAUGCUUAGAGCUCAGAAAAAUCCUCAUAAAAUUAUUGUGUCUUAUCCUCGGCACCUAAAGAACUGAACAGGGUCUUAGAAUGAUCAAAUGGAUGGUUUGUUUGGUUGGUGGGAGAUGUUGAAACGUGGGUAAGGAAUGGUGUCCUUAGAAGAGAGGUUGCCCUAGAUGCCGAAACCCUGGAGGUCCAUGGUUGCCAGCAGAAACUUACAGCUGGGAGGAGCCUGCACCCAUCUCUGGCUCUUGUGAAUGAGAAGACUCAAUUUGUGUUUUUGUUUUUUUGAGAAAGGGUCUUGCUCUGUCACCCAGACUGAAGUACAGUAGCGUGAUCUCAGUUCACUGCAGCCUUGACCUCCUGGGCCCAAGCGAUCCUCCCACCUCAGCCUCCUGAGUAGUUAAGACUUCAGGUAUGCAUUACCAUGCCUGGCUAAUGUUUUUUUAUUUUUUGUAGAGACAAGGUCUCCCUCGUUGCCCAGGCUGGUCUCAAACUCUUGGGCUCAAGUGACUUUCCUGCCUCGGCCAUCCAAAGUGCUGGGAUUACAGGCAUAAGCCACCGCAACAUGCCCCAGUUGCUUUUAAACUGUUAAAUGUGGGAUUUAAAGAAUAAUCUAGUUCUACCCAUUUUAUGAAUGAAGAAAAGAAACUGGGACCCAGAGAGAAAAGGUGCCCGGUCCAAGGUUACAGAGCCCGUUGGACUCAGAAGUGAAGCUGGAACACUGGCCAAUGCCCUCCCAUCCGCCAGGUGACUUCUCUGCAGUCCCCUUUACCAUCUGCCCGGGUCCUUUGGGAUACGGCUGACUAGGGGUUUGAAGAACAGCAAUUGGCCUUUGUUAUGAAUCUUUUUGUGGAGAUAAACCCAGUAGAAGUAUCACGGUUCUGACCAUGAAAGUGUGUUCAACUCUAAUCCAGCACAAUUAGGAUUCCAGAUCAUUUGAUUCUGUGUCGUCUAAAUAUCACAGAAAGUUAAAAACAAAUUAGCCUCAAUGGAAUUAAUGGCUUAAUAUCCAUAAUUUAGUUUUAAUGCUAGGAGGAAGGGCUCCUGUGAAUGUGUUCUUACAAAUCAAAUAAAGAAAAUCAAAUAGAGAAAA
Molecule: messenger RNA, 7554 nt
Organism: Homo sapiens (human)
Lineage: Eukaryota; Metazoa; Chordata; Mammalia; Primates; Hominidae
Gene: PTGR3
Product: prostaglandin reductase 3
Exons: 2
Coding region: 482-1246 (254 amino acids)
Biological process (GO): prostaglandin metabolic process; negative regulation of fat cell differentiation
Cellular component (GO): peroxisome
Molecular function (GO): 15-oxoprostaglandin 13-reductase [NAD(P)+] activity; oxidoreductase activity; zinc ion binding
Source: RefSeq, marked validated